Opisthorchis viverrini is the source of this 3763-nucleotide messenger RNA. RefSeq lists its product as hypothetical. The coding region runs from base 1 to 3099 and encodes 1032 amino acids. Lineage: Eukaryota; Metazoa; Platyhelminthes; Trematoda; Opisthorchiida; Opisthorchiidae. The transcript has 7 exons. The record is from RefSeq and is a predicted model, not a curated record.
AUGAAGCGGUCGGAAACUCGUGGGACGGACGAUCUGUAUUUGGUUGAGAACAUUGUCGAUCGGCGGGUUAAGCGUGGUCGGGUGGAGUAUCGUGUUCGUUGGAAGGGCUUUCCACCUGAACAGGAUUCUUGGGAGCCUUUCACCAGCUUACGAGAACCUUGUUUUGCUCUCAUACAAGAUUUUCACAACAGAAGGUCACUUCAUGAGAAAAGACGAUAUACACUCCCCAUUGUGAAUUCACCCACAAAACCUGCUGAUCGUGCUUCCCCCGAGACAUACAGUACAUCGUCAUUUGAGAAGGAACCAAAAAUUAAGCCUGAUACAUCUCUCCUCGAAAAACCCAGUACAUCCACUAGGGGACACACGCAUUCCCGGGGAUCUAAGAACCAUUCCGAGGUGCACCAGGGUUCACUCCCAUUUCGUUCUGUUAUUGACUCACCCUAUUCUGGUGCGAUCUCACUUAACUCCACUUGUCUUCUGGCUACUUCAGGCAACGACAAUGCACUGCGUAUGCUUACUACACCAGCAGAGAAUUCUACCACCGAAAGACUUGGUCCAGGGUUUGGGACUAUCGAUGGACACCGGGUCAAUUCAAGAUUCGUUCGUGAUUCCGUGCUAGAUGGUGCUGUCUCUUCUGUUUCAAGCACUUCCUCUACAUCUGAGAAGACCUUUCGUGCACCCUCGAAUUCUAGCACUAAACGCUCUUCGAGUUCCGCCAAACGAAAGUCUGGAAGCUCUGUCGUAUCCGUUGUCUCCGACCAAGCUGCGGUUCAGUCAGGUAGUUCCAGGACAAAAGGCUCCACAGCGACCGUCAAGCAACCGACCCCAUCAACUGAUGAUACCUCUAACUUAAACUCUCAUUCAGGCCGCACUUCGAAAGCAGACCGCACACCUACUAAAGAGGGUAAAUCUGUUGUAUCAUCUGAUGAGCCACAUCCCGAGACAAAUAGGAAGUCAGUUACAAUCAUGCUGGAAGCGCCUCCCUCACAGGAGUUCCACAGUACCAAGGAGAUCCAAAUACAUCAGCCAAACUCGCUACCUGAAAAGGUUUCUACCGGCAAACGAUUCGCAAAACCUUCGACAACACCGAAGAAGGCUAGCAUUAAAAACUUGGUUGGUCCACCAAAGGAAGUGGGUAAAAUUCCUGCUCAUCCUGUGCCCGACUCACACGUAGCUAAAGUUACUGAUGUUAUUCUACAACUACGAGAGUCUAGGCGUCGUCCCGUACAGUCAAUGAUCCUCGGAUUGUGUAGUAGACAGUACAAUUUAUCUGAUCAAGAGGUUUUAGCGGUUUUGAAUUAUUUGGUUUAUCAGGGACAACUUCAUGAAAUCCACUUCACCAAUGGUAUAUCUUAUCGGUCCAACCCACGAAUUGUUGCCCGUGGAGAUCUCUCGUAUCCGACAAACUUGUCCGCCAGAAUCAAAGCCAAAUAUGUUACAGGAAUGAAAAAGAAAAAGUCUGUUGUCGGUGCUCAGUCGCAUAUUAAACGUCUCUCACAGGCUGAUUGUGAUCCUAAUACAGGCACUAAACGGCUGCGCCAAGAAACUACUCAGGUGACCGCCCAACCGGACAGAUGUUUUGCACAGAAUAAUCGUUGUGCCUCUAUGGGACAUUCGUUGUUUGGCCGUGUUUUGAAACCAACCACCAUACCUGAUUCAGUUCCGAGUUAUCUUCCUGGUUUGCGUACAGAUACCCGCGUGACAAAUGUAGACACUGCUGAGACCAAGCAAAAUCAUGUAUUACCUGUGAAUCGACUUGUUCCACCUUACCAAGAGCCCUAUGUCCCACAGACCCCACACACCGACCGACGAAACUUGUUGAUUCCUCCCUCCAGUCCCAUCAGAGAAUCGCAUUUCGAGAGCCAAUUCAAUAGUCUGCCCCAUCGGCGUAAUGGUCAGCCACCACUGCCCAACGAACACCAUCCCGUCCCUGCCUCGGGGGACUUUGACACAUCCGGUGCCACCCCUAGUUAUAUCAAGGUCUCCGCGAACGGCAGUGAUUCCAUGAAUCCGAGCAAUUCAACACCCAAUUUGCUCACAGUUUCCAGACGUAGCAGCGUUCGACAAACGGAGGCUGUCUAUAAGUUCAAGUCCAUUUUGGUCAAGAAAAACAUCACCGGAUGCUUCACAGAAGUACUGGAAGAAUUGACGACAGUUCUCAAUCAAGCCGUCUACGAUACCAGUAGGCUGAUCAUGAUAUCAGGAAUGGGCACAGUAUUUGGUGCUGGAUUGGAUUUGACUAUACUUACCGGACCGCUGCCACACAGAUCUGGUUCUAACAGUACCUCCAAGUUCCCCUGUCCCUCCUCCGCUACGUCUUCUGGAAGUGGAAUUUCAACAAACGGUUCUUCUUAUCAUGAUCCUACUCGGUUCCACCCGUCAGAUCGAGAGAACGGCGAUCAAAGGGUGAUUGGCGAUUCAAACGGAUCGAUGUAUUGUUGCUGUUGUUCAAACGAUUCUCAGCAGGCUAUUCCACUGCUCGGUCAGAAAUCUGCACAAUGCCAGACGUCCAUGCAUUCUCACCAUUCCUGUCUAGCCCCACCAGAUCCGUUGGUUAGCCAACAGUUAGGGGCUGCUCUACGUGCUUUUCUCCUAACUUUGGCUAGUUUCCCAAAGCCCGUUGUAGUCGGUGUAAAUGGUCCUGCAAUGGGAUUAGCCGUAGCAAUGUUACCUUUAUGCGAUCUGGUGUAUGUAAGCGAUUCAGCCACAUUCCAGCUGCCGUACACUCGUCUAGGUCAGACUCCAGAAGGUGGGUCUAGCUUCACGCUUGGUGCACUGAUUGGACUUCCGCUGGCCAACGAACUGCUGCUUGCUGGCCGAAAAUUAUCCGCCAGAGAAGCGGUGCAACGUGGCUUCGUAUCGGAUCUUCUCUACCCAAAGAGUUUCAAGCAAGAACUGGUGAUGCGAUGUCAAAAACUUGCAGCUACCUCUUCAAUGGCAUUGGAAAUGACCAAAUGUAUCGUCCGAACUCAACACCGGGAUCGUAUUGAAAUUGUGAUUAACACCGAAUGUCGUAAACUAGUCGAGUGUUGGCAGACCGCGGCAUUCAGGCGCGCAGCCAUAGAUUUCCUACUUACCGAUAUGGGAGACUUUCUGUGAUGAUCAAGUGCAGCUGUUAUUUCCACCGCAUGUGUUGAGAAAGUGGAUGGGACUCAUUGUUUCACCGAAUCAUCGUGGUACGACCUCCCCUCCACCGUUCCCUCGUCAUAUUUAGUCUCAGACGCCAUUGUUUCAUAGGAGGUUUCUUUCCGCACCAACACACGUACCAAAAACUUUCCAAAAAACAGUUGUCUGUAUUGUCUACAUUUACUCAUGUAGCUCAUUUUACCCGUCUCCACAUACUGUUUCACCAUCAUUUUCUCAGUCUUUCGGGAAGUUACCGCAUAUGGUUUUACUUGAUCUAUGUGAUCACUUUACCUCUUCUGAUUACAACCCACGUAAGCUGCUUUGGACCGUUCGCUGCACCCGGUAACGUUCGUUGCAUGUGCAUAUCUACACACCAACUACACUUUCUCCCCACUCACUCACUGUCCAUCCCCUUACAACACUCUAACAACGUCAGCUCUGGAAGGAAGUUGUAGAAUUCUUACUAUCAUCUUCCGUGUGUGUUUCUCAUCUCGCUGGUCUCAAGCUUACUGGUCCAAUCUGGCCUGUUUCUCAGCCUCUUUUGUUCAGCCCUAGGGUUUGCUGCUUUUUUGUAUUGAAUUAUCUCAACACUUGUGAAUAUUGUGAAUUGGUCGAGUUUCGAAGAUAGUUGUCAAGG